UGUUCGGUUCGUUCGGGAGUUGUCGUAGUUGACCUCGUGCAAGGAUUGAUUUUACUUCAAGACUUUUGAUCUUACUUUCUACCAAUUUUAAAACUAUUGUCGGACAUUUGAUUUCAAGUCUUGAAUCUUAUUGCAUCCACAGAGUUUUGUAGUAACAGCAGGUGUCGUUGCAAAGUCUUAGUAUUUCCAUUUUGAUCGUGAUUGCGUGUUUUGAAGACAAUAAGAAAGCGUCAUACGCUCAGGCCCUCGCAGUCGAUGGCCGAAGGACAUACGUACAACUUGAGAAGAAGAAGAACCAGUAACAAGAUGAAUAGCGAAGAGGAUUUAUGUGAUACUGGAAGCGUUACCAUCGAAGGUGGUUGGUACUCAGACUCUUCUUCCCAAGGAAGUAAAGAGGAAAUUGUCGUUGAAGAAUCUGUGGCGAGACAGGAGCCAAACAACGAUGAAGACGGUGAUGAAAAAUUGAAUGAGGAAACGAAAGACGAAGAAGAAACUCAAGAAGAAAAUGUCAACCAAGAAACUUGUCUUUUAGACUCUGAGUCGAACAAGGCGAGUGACAGUGAUGCAGGGAGUGAUGCCGAGAGUGUMAGUGAGAGUUCUUAUGAAUCGGUAAAUGGAAAGGAAAGCGGAGAGAGACUUAUAAUUCACCCGGACAUCGAAACAGCUAAGGUUCUCAUCCUCAAAGGAGAUGAAAACAUCCAAGUUUUUGUUAAAGCAGUAAAAGACAACGUCCAAGAUGCAGCCAAAAAGUUCAAGGCCAAUAUCAAUGAAGCAUCAGAAAGAGUCCAGGACAGUCUACAAAAUACCAGUGAAAAAGUACACGUUAUGUACAAAAAUGUCAAGGAAAAUGUCUCUGAAACAACAGAGAAGUUGAGAACUAACAUUGGUGAGGCUUCUGGAAAAGUGCAGGACAGUUUUCAGAAUACAUCGGACAAGAUCCAUGUCAUGUAUAGAAAUGUCAAAGAUAAUGUCUCUGAGACYAUGCAUGAAGCUGGUGAAGGAGCUGACAAGCUUAGGAAAGCUAUGAUUGAAGCUGGUCGCUCUGGAUGGUACUUGAUAUCCCACAUGGAACUACCACACUGGCUAAGGGACAAUGAAUAUCUUUCUGAUAGUCAUCGCCCACCUUUUGCCUCCUUCAAGUCCUGUUUCAAGAGCAUUUUCAAAAUCCACACAGAGACUGGCAAUAUUUGGACGCAUCUUUUAGGAUGCUUGCUAUUUAUUGCAUUGCUUUUAUACUUCUAUCUUCGACCCAUUUCACCAGCUAACCCAUUCCCCAGUGAUUGGUCUGAAAAACUUGUAUUUGGAGCAUUUUUUACUGGAGCAAUCCUCUGCCUUGCAUUUUCGACCAUAUUCCACACAGUCUAUUGCCAUUCACACAAUGUGUCCAAGAUAUUCAGCAGGUGUGUUCUUAACAUUUGGCUGUUCAGGUAUAGUCCCAGCYAUACACUUCAUAGCAGCAUAUGGUGCAACAUUAGCUCAUCGUCAAGCAUCAGUUGGUUGGAUGGCCUUGAUGGGUGUACUGUAUAUACUAGGAGCUAUUGCAUAUGCUACUAGAAUACCAGAAAGGUUCUUUCCUGGCAGAUUCAACAUAUGGUUCCAAAGUCAUCAGAUCUUCCAUGUGUUGGUAGUAGCWGCAGCAYUAGUCCAUCUGUAUGGUAUAUGUCAAAUGGCUUACUAUCGCUUCUCUAUAGGAACCCAAUGUCAUUAAAUAAUACUGCAAUACUAAAUGUUGAUCAGGGCUUCAGUCAUUACUCAUCAUCACAAGCCAAGUUAGUUUCACCUCCGUCAUACUUUAUCUCCAGCUCAUUGUUACUGCUCAAAAUGACCAGCAAGGUAAAGAUUUGACCGGACAAGUUACAAUAUUGUGGCUGGACAUUAUUUUAAGCCCUGUCGAUUACCUAGAAAAGACUGAUCUCCUAUUGCAGUCUUGGAAAUGAAUCUCAGUCCAUGGUUUCUUUAUUAAAUAUAAAAUUAUCUUAAAACAUGGGCAAUAUUAGGUUGUCUUUACAUAGGGGGGAGAUUCUCAUAUCUGACAAAUGCUAAUAAGAAUAAAUAUUAAUUUGCCCUUGAUAUAGUGGUUGGCCUACCGAUGGCCUACCACUUACCAUUCAAUAAUAUUAUGCUGCAGAUUGUUUAUUGCAGUGAAAACUAAAAAGGCUUACAGGUAGCUUAAUAGUAUUAUCAUCACACUAGCCAGCAAAGACCAAGUUAGGGUCACACAUUAUUAUCAGGCAGAUGGAUGCAUACGCACAUUAAAAGAUAUGACAUUKAUUUGUUCCUAUUUGUUCAUCUGGAGAAGAACAAUUUAAAAAACAGCCUUCAGGAAGAUUCUUGAAGGACUUCCCCUAGACCUUAGAAAAACAUUGUUUACUCUUUAACUCACAAGAAAUGUAAAAUAUUGAAAAUAUCWAAAUAAGAAUCACAAAUCACAAGGUUUAUCCAGUGGCAGGGAUAUAUAUUAAACUUUCAAAAAGAAUUAUUA
Messenger RNA from Actinia tenebrosa (Australian red waratah sea anemone), 2482 nucleotides. Its product is annotated as adiponectin receptor protein. Gene Ontology annotation, molecular function: signaling receptor activity. Gene Ontology annotation, cellular component: plasma membrane. The record is from RefSeq and is a predicted model, not a curated record. Gene Ontology annotation, biological process: adiponectin-activated signaling pathway. Lineage: Eukaryota; Metazoa; Cnidaria; Anthozoa; Actiniaria; Actiniidae.